AUGGAUCUGGACCUCGCGAACGCCGCCGCUGCAGUUCACACCAACACCGUGAGUGACGCUAACGAGGGAAAGAAACGGAUGGAAACAACAUGGGGGCCUGCACGACAGGACAGGCCAUCGAAGUAUCUAGGUCAGCCCGCCCCUUUUAGGCCACUCCGCCCAAUAGUGAUUCCUCCUCAGUACUGCCCGUGUUCGGCUUCUGCGCCAUUUAGCGAGAAGCAUAUGAUUGUGUUGGGGCCAGAGAAAGAUAUCAAUCCAAUGAGGGCAACCGAUAUUUGUUUUUUGACUGUUUCAAGGUAGUU
Strongylus vulgaris is the source of this 302-nucleotide messenger RNA. Lineage: Eukaryota; Metazoa; Nematoda; Chromadorea; Rhabditida; Strongylidae. The record is from the annotation of a GenBank genome assembly.